Messenger RNA from Mesocestoides corti, 1656 nucleotides. Lineage: Eukaryota; Metazoa; Platyhelminthes; Cestoda; Cyclophyllidea; Mesocestoididae. The record is from the annotation of a GenBank genome assembly.
AUGACUGUUCAAGGAAAGUACGACUGGCUUGGGAACCUGAUAACCACCACCACCACUCCAGGGCCCUCCACGACCACCCCCACGACCACCCCGACAACCACGACACUCACCACCACCACGACCACGCCGCUUCCAACUAUAAUUCCAGACAGGGAAGCUGGACCUCUCAAUGUCUUUGAGCGCUACCCCUAUCUGGUGGCUUUCCUCAACCGCUUUGCUCCUUGGAGCCUACAGAUUGACAAAGCAGCCACGGCCAUCUACCUGCCGAUCGGGUUCCUUGGUCUCACGGUGGCAGCCACCGUCUUAUUCAGCUGGGCUGCUCAGCACGACUUCAAGCGUCCAGGAACCACCUACAUCUACCAACAGUACCGAGAAAGGAAAAGGGGGAAGCUGAUUUUGCGGCUUCUCGGAUUGGUUUGUUUCCUUCUGCUCAUCCAAUGUGGCCUUCUACUCGUCCUCGACCUGGACGAACCGUGGGACUUAAAAGUGCUCACUUUUGUCCGCUCCACAUGCCCUCUCUUGCACACCUUCGAUACAGCCAAUAGGGCAGCUACAGCACUGACGAUUGUUCUGAUUGGUUGGCACGGCUACACCAUCUCCAAGCCGUUUCAAGCUGGAAGACAGGCGUCAAGGCGGCAUCGACUUUGCGGAAAUCUGGUCGUUUCUUGCAAACGCAUGUUUGGCAUUCUUCCGGCAGCCACAGCAGUUUUCCUAUUAUCGCUCGCGGCGGGAUUGGUUGGAAUCAACUACUGGCAAGUGACCGACAUCGAGGUCACACAACCCGCCCAUAGUCUGCAACUUCGCUGCACACCCGCUGGAGGGUACCAGUCGGGAUUUCAGUUUCACGCUAAUGCCACCCUCCUAUUCUACCAGUGGGCCGUGAACGUAGCAAUCUUUUGUCCGUCAUGCCUCACGUGCAUUGUUUGGGCCCUUGUUCUCUGGCGUCGACUUCUAACCAAUCAGAAUUCACUCGAAAUGGGGGCGCGUGUCGGAUGCGUCUGGAGUCAACGUGUCGUGCAUAGAGUUCAAUUGGUGGCUUCUGUCUGCGGUCUUUAUGGAUUGGCGAACCUGCCGAUUGUGGCUACACGCCUUCUCACGCUGAUGGCUACGCCCGGAGCCGCUGACCUUCCAGACCGCGAGAUCGAAAGAGAUCCGUCUUGGCAGCGGAUGCUACAGCACACCUUAGCGACCACAAUUUGUCGUGAACUCGCCGACGCCUUCACCACAGCACUGCUCCUGCCCGUUCUUCUCCUCUCGUGUAGGGCCUUUCGACGGCGAUUUCUUCAGCUCCUUCGACUCGACGGCACAGCGUCCACGCUGUCCCUGUCGAGGCGCAUUCGCUUGCCUUCACUCAAGCGGCUGCUUUGGGGCGAAUCGCGGAAACCGCGAGCUUUGGAGCCGCUGUCGCCGCGGUGGAGUUGGGGCAAGGGAUGGCGGCGAUCGUACUCGGUGCCGAUCUAUGCGGAACAGCCCGAUCCUGUCGAGGACCCAGAUGUGCUUGACGCCAUCGUGGAGCAGCACAACAAUGCAUACGCCGCCGAAGACGACCAGAUUAGUCACGCGCAGAAACAGCGAUACGUUAAGCAUGCGGUGGCUUCUUCGUCUAGACGCUGGAAUUCAAAUAGACGGUUGCCUUCAGAUAUGGACUUCCUGUGA